AUGGACGAAGGAUCGCCUUUGUUGCCAAGCCGAGGCACCAAAACCUUGGCACGAAGUUUCCCUUCCCAUAAGCGGAAAUCAAGAUCGUCACCUCUUGGUGAGGGGAGCCCUGUUCCAGAUGAUGUUCAAAGUACCAAUUUGAAAAGUUUGAUCGGAAUACCGAGCAGGUCAGCUGAGAGCCAGGUCAGACCCAGCCUAUGGGAUCGAUCGAAAUAUUAUUUCCCAUGCCUUGGAUGGAUUCCCCAUUAUACAAUGUCAAAGCUUAUGGGCGAUUUGGUUGCAGGAAUGACGCUUGCGUCUUUCCAAAUUCCGCUCGCGAUGUCAUUUUCCACUUCUAUCGCCCACACUCCACCGACAACGGGUCUCAAUUCACUCGUAGUGGCACCAAUUGUGUAUGCACUAUUUGGCACUGUGCCACAGAUGGUUGUGGGUCCGGAAAGUGCCAUUUCGCUCGUAGUCGGGCAAGCAAUCGAGCGUGCUCGAAAACAUCAUGAAAACUACAAUGCCACAGAUGCCUGUGUUGUGCUAAGUUUCAUCGGCGGUGUUUGUCUAUUUCUUUCUGGGGCGUUGAGGUUUGGAUUUCUAGACAACGUCUUGAGUAGAGCACUUUUGCGAGGAUUUAUCAGUGCCGUGAGCCUCGUCAUGAUUUUGAACUCCUUGGUUUCCGAACUCAAGCUUGAAAAGGUGCUUGCUGAUACUCCGGAACAUUAUCAUUCGCCAUUCCAGAAGAUACUUUUUCUUAUCGAAUACGCACCCAAAAACUAUCAUGUGCCAACAGCGGUCUUAAGUUUUGCUUGCAUUGGUGCUUUAUUCUUCCUUAAAUACACCAAGAGGGCAAUGAUGAGAAAGUUCAGAUGGGCCGUUUUCUUUCCCGAUAUUCUGCUCGUUGUUAUCGUUACGAUCUUCGUAUCUUCCACAAUGGACCUAAAACGCAAGUUUGGAAUAGAUGUCGUUGGAGAUUUUGACGCAGAUGGGAUAAGCGAGCUGAAGAACCCACUUUCAAAGGCAAGAAGAUCCAUGUACAGUGACCUAGUGUAUCCUGCAUUCAUGGCUGCGAUAUUAGGGUUUUUCGAGUCGACUAUUGCGUCCAAAUCACUCGCGAGUGCAUUCGAUUUCGACGUCUCCUCAAAUAGGGAAUUGAUUGCUUUGGGAAGCACCAAUAUGGUCUGCUCAUUAGUUGCAGGGUUGCCGUCUUUUGGUGGCUACGGGAGGUCGAAAGUUAAUGCUUAUUCUGGCGGGAAGACAGUGGUAUCGGGUGUGGCAAUGGGCUUCUUUACGUUGCUUACGAUGAGGUUUCUUCUAGAAUAUAUUAAGAAUAUCCCCAUGGGCUGUUUGUCAGCCAUUACAACUGUGAUCGGGUUUUCUUUGAUUGAAGAGUCUCCAGCAGAUAUUGUAUUCUACUGGAAAUGCAAAGGAUACCAAGAAUUAGGCAUCUUCGCUGUUACUCUCCUCACCACUUUUGCUUUCUCAGUAGAGGUCGGUAUCACCGUGGGUUGUUUGUUUUCACUUAUUCGCGUCAUCAAAUUAUCGGGCAGAUCAGGCAUUCAAAUUUUGGGCCGUGUUGCCGGUACUGAUCAAUUUGUGAAUGCUGACGAUUAUUUCAGGGAGAUGUUUAGAAACAGACCAGAUUUGCCUCCUCUAGAGCAAACCGAGGGCUGUCUUAUUGUUAAAAUCCCCGAGCCUUUGUUCUUCACGAAUGCGGAAGAUUUGAAAUCAAAGUUAAAUCGUCUUGAACUUCACGGUUCACUGAGAACACACCCUGCAAGCCCUCAAUUUCUCGGGAAAUCAAUGACGAGGCGUGUUGUGCUGGACAUGAACGGGAUGACUUCUAUCGAUGCGUCGGCCGCUCAAGUUUUGCAUGAGAUAGUGACGUCGUUUCAAAAGAGGUAUGUGCGGGUCUUUUUGGCGAGGGUGCCUAUCACACAAGGCGUGCGAGAGAUGUUGAUUAGUGCGGGCAUUGCAGAGAUUGCCCAGCGUAAUCAUGAUGCAAACACGGGAGUUGCCGAAAAUUCCUGGAGUUUUGAAAACAUUCAGGAUGCGUUACGAGCGGGGGAUUCUUAUGAAAACGUCGACCUGUAUAGCACAUGCGGCUCAUUGACGAGUAGUCUGGUCAAUACAGGUUUCACGUGA
Lachancea mirantina is the source of this 2130-nucleotide messenger RNA. The record is from the annotation of a GenBank genome assembly. NCBI's taxonomy places the organism in Eukaryota, Fungi, Ascomycota, Saccharomycetes, Saccharomycetales, Saccharomycetaceae.